Messenger RNA from Sinocyclocheilus rhinocerous, 1135 nucleotides. Its product is annotated as serine/threonine-protein kinase pim-3-like. Gene Ontology annotation, biological process: protein autophosphorylation; negative regulation of apoptotic process; regulation of mitotic cell cycle. Bases 266 to 994 code for a protein of 242 amino acids. Gene Ontology annotation, molecular function: ATP binding; protein serine/threonine kinase activity. NCBI's taxonomy places the organism in Eukaryota, Metazoa, Chordata, Actinopteri, Cypriniformes, Cyprinidae. The record is from RefSeq and is a predicted model, not a curated record. The transcript has 5 exons. Gene Ontology annotation, cellular component: cytoplasm.
UAAUCUGAGGUUCUCUCCAGAGAUGUUUUCCCACAUUUCUGCAAUUAAGGAUGAUUGCUGCAUAGUAUGGGUGUUUCCUUUGCGGCCCGCGGGUUGAGAACCACUGAUCUAGAGGAACCUCUUUCCAGUGAUCUUGAAGACCCUCCUCCUGCAGAUCAGCAGGUUCAAAGCCCUCCAGCUUCAGUCCACCACAGCCAUAGCUCACAACAGCAGAGUGGACUUGACAACAGAGGAUGACAUUCUGAGCUGGUAUGAAAUCGGCAAAAUGCUUGGUGAGGUAGGAUUCGGCUGCGUCUAUGAAGGGAAACGCUUGGAGAAUGGCCUUGAGGUGGCAGUGAAAAUUGCCAACAAGCCAAGGAACAUGAAAUACAUCUACGUUCCUGGUCAUCCCGCACCCCUUUCGUUAGAGGUCUGCCUUUUACUCCUUGUUAAUAAGGAGUCCAGAGUUCCAGAGAUCAUUCAGCUGCUAGACUGGCAGGAACAGCCUGAACGUUACAUCAUGGUCUUGGAACGCCCGUCACCCUGCAAAGAUCUGUGGGAUUAUACGAUGCUUCAGGGAGGCUUCGUCAGCGAGGACACAGCACGGUCUAUCAUGGCACAGGCAACAAAGGCCCCGCUCCCAAUACUCCAACGAGGAGUAUUUCACCGGGACAUAAAGCUGGAAAACCUCCUGAUCAACCUGCAAGACUCCGGCUAUGAGCAAUGUUGUGGCACACCAGAGUACUGCCCACCUGAGUACUACGUGGACCACAAGUACCACGGGAAACCAACUACUGUAUGGUCUCUGGGAAUGCUCUUGUUCUUGUUGGUGUGUGGAGACUUCCCAGAACCCAAAGACACAGAGUUGGUUGAUUACGGUGUGUGGUUUAAGCCUGAUUUGUCGACUGGCAAGUCAUCACAACAAAGAAGACCAACUGUAAUUGAAAUCAUGCAAAACAAGGAAGAGGGAGAAGUAACACCCAAGCCAAGUGGCUGUACUGAUUGUACAGUGUAGAAUGGUCAGAUCUUACAGCUUAAUACAAAGAGUAGUUUAAGGUAAUAAUCUGACUCUCUCAUCUCUUCCUCUCUUUCAGAAUGCUGCCACCUGAUUCGGUCCCUGCUGAAUGAAAGCCCAAACCAGCGGAUUGAUUUGGGG